This is a messenger RNA of Cheilinus undulatus (humphead wrasse), 3221 nucleotides long. It is a transcript of the gene piwil1, whose product is annotated as piwi-like RNA-mediated gene silencing 1. Bases 108 to 2675 code for a protein of 855 amino acids. The transcript has 21 exons. The record is from RefSeq and is a predicted model, not a curated record. Gene Ontology annotation, biological process: regulatory ncRNA-mediated gene silencing. Gene Ontology annotation, molecular function: protein binding; piRNA binding. Lineage: Eukaryota; Metazoa; Chordata; Actinopteri; Labriformes; Labridae. Gene Ontology annotation, cellular component: P granule.
CGCGGGACUUCUUUUCUCCUCAUCUUGGAUUCACCUGUGCUGAACUUCAGUUGGACCGAAAAUACAAAAAUCUUUCUUCAACGAGGUUCUGUUCAAGACGUUAAAAAAUGACUGGUCGUGCACGAGCGAGAUCAAGAGGAAGAGCACGUGGUCAGGAGACCACAGCACCUGGCGCGAGCCAGUCUCGAGAGCCCGCACCUGCACCUGCACCACCUACAGAGGGGGAGCUGGUUGGAAGAGGGAGACAGAAGGGCACCCCCGGACCCUUCAGUGGAGAAGCUGUACUCCAGAUUUCAGCAGGAUUUCAGCAGGUCAAACUUGGCGAAAGAGGCGGACGCCGCCGGGACUUUCAUGAUGCAGGGAUCAACACCAGGCAGGCGAUGGAGCAUGUUAGGGAUUCAAAGACGGGAACCUCUGGCCGUAGAAUUCAACUGUCUGCAAACUUCUUUCGCAUCCUGUCCCGCCCUCAGUGGGUUCUGUAUCAAUACCAUGUGGACUUCAAACCCCCAAUGGAGUCCCGUCGCCUGAGAAUUGCUCUCCUUUUCCAACAUGAAGAGACACUAGGGUCAGCACGGAGCUUUGAUGGAGCUCUGCUUUUUCUGCCUCACAGACUUCACAGCAAGGAGACUGUGGUCUUCAGUGAGACAAGGAAUGGGGAGAAGGUUCAGAUUACAAUCACCUUGACAAACGAAUUGCCACCAACAUCUCCUGUUUGCAUUCAGUUUUACAACAUCAUCUUCAGACGGAUCUUGAAAGUUCUCAACAUGCAGCAGAUUGGACGCAACUACUACAACCCUGGCGAUCCACUCAACGUCCCACAACACAAGCUGACCAUCUGGCCAGGCUACACCACCACCAUCCUGCAUUACGAGUCGUCUAUUAUGAUGUGUACGGAUGUGAGCCACAAGGUCCUGCGCAGUGAGACGGUCCUGGACUUCAUGAUCAACCUGAGGCAACAGUGUGGAAACCAGCGCUUCCCUGAAAUCUGUGCCAAGGAGCUCAUUGGACUCAUUGUCCUCACCAAGUACAACAACAAGACCUACAGGAUCGAUGAUAUUGCCUGGGAUCACACUCCCAACAACACUUUCAAGAGGGGAGACACAGAAGUUUCCUUCAAGAAUUACUACAAGAGUCAAUAUGGCCUGGACAUUGUUGAUGGAAACCAGGUACUGCUGGUCAGCCAUGUGAAGAGGCGGGGUCCUGCUGGAGGUCCUGAACCUGGCCCUGCCUUACUCAUCCCUGAGCUGUGCUUUCUUACAGGCCUGACUGACAAGAUGCGAAAUGAUUUCCAAAUAAUGAAGGACCUGAGCAGUCACACACGACUGACUCCGGAUCAGAGGGAGGGACGCCUCAACAGAUUCAUCUCCAGCAUUCAGAAGAAUCCUCAGGCACAGUCAGAGUUGGAUAAGUGGGGACUCAGCUUCGAUAGGACGCUCCUAAACCUGACUGGCAGAAUCCUCCCAGGGGAGAGGAUUUACCAGGGACCAAGAUCGUAUGAUUUCAACCCACAAUCAGCCGACUGGUCCAGAGAGAUGCGUGGGGUACCUUUGAUCAGCUCACCUCCACUGAACAACUGGCUCCUGCUUUACACCCGCCGUAACGGCAACGAAUCACAAUCUCUCCUUCAGACCCUCGGCAAAGUCUCAGGCCCACUUGGUAUCCGCAUGCAGAGAGCCACCAUGAUUGAGUAUGAAGAUCAUCAGGAGUCUCUGCUCAGAGCUCUGCAGCAUAAUGUUGGACCUCAAACACAGAUGGUUGUGGUGGUCCUCCCCAGCAACAGGAAGGACAAGUAUGACAGUGUCAAGAAGUAUCUGUGUGUGGACUGCCCCGUGCCCAGCCAGUGUGUGGUUGGCCGUACGAUCAGCAAGCCUCAGGCGCUCAUGACUGUGGCCACCAAGAUCGCACUGCAGAUGGCAUGCAAGAUGGGAGGAGAGCUGUGGAGUGUGGAAAUCCCCCUCAAGCAACUGAUGAUUGUGGGCAUCGACUGUUAUCACGACAUUUCAGCAGGAAAACGGUCCAUUGGAGCGCUGGUGGCCAGCCUGAACAACAGCAUGAGCAGGUGGUACUCAAAGUGUGUGCUGCAGCACAAAGGUCAGGAGAUCAUGGAUGGACUGAAGAUGGCCUUAUCUGGUGCACUGAAAGACUACAUGAAGUUCAACAACUGCUUGCCUUCACGCAUCAUCGUGUACAGAGAUGGAGUGGGAGACGGCCAGCUGCACAGCGUGGUCAACUACGAGGUCUCUCAGAUCUUGGAGUCUAUUAAGUCCAUGGGACACGACUACAUGCCCAAGCUGAGCGUGGUGGUGGUGAAGAAGCGCAUCGCCACCAGGUUCUUUGUCCAGAACAACGGCAAAUCAGACAACCCUCCCCCAGGCACCGUCGUUGACUCAGAGGUCACCCGCCCAGAGUGGUACGACUUCUACAUCGUGAGCCAGGCCGUCCGCAGUGGAAGCGUGUCUCCGACUCACUACAACGUGGUGUACGACACCAGUGGACUAAAGCCUGACCACAUGCAGAGGCUCACCUACAAAAUGUGCCACAUGUACUUCAACUGGCAGGGGACCAUCAGAGUACCCGCUCCCUGCCAGUAUGCCCAUAAGCUGGCAUUCCUCGUGGGUCAGAGCAUCCACAGAGAGCCAAACGUGAAACUUGAGGACCUCCUCUUCUACCUGUAAGGACAGAAAAAUGCUGGGCUCUGACUCUUUGGUUACCUUGUAGAGAAGCAUGUUGUACAUACGUUUGUAUGUAAACCUUUCUUUUUUUUGUAAAGUUCUUCUGAGUUUAAAAGCAAAUAGGUUCAAAAUGUUGAUAAAUGAUGAGAGUUCAGUUGUUUGUAGAGUCAGAGGAGUCUGUGUAUUAAAUUACACAGUUUGAGGUUUCUAAUGAAUAUUGAAGUUAAAUUUCAGAUUUAAAUGUGUGCAGUGUCCCCCGUUUGACACUUAGUGAUGUGGAUAAAGAUAUUUAAAGGUCCCUCGUGAGUUAACAAAGCUGAAAUCAGACUUGAAUUCAUGUACCAACUUCAGUAUCAAUGUUUUUGGUUUUUCAGUCAGGAAAUCUUUUAAAAUAGCACUUUCUUUGUAGGAAUACAAAAAUUCUGAGUUUUUAAAUGAGCCACCUUGUGAUUUAAAGAUGAAAGUGCUGCAAGUGUCCUCCAUAGUGAGGAAAAAAGUAUUUUUGUUUGUGUCAAGGCUCAAUACUGUUGUAAUAAACUUUUUGUUCCA